Molecule: messenger RNA, 760 nt
Organism: Suhomyces tanzawaensis NRRL Y-17324
Lineage: Eukaryota; Fungi; Ascomycota; Pichiomycetes; Serinales; Debaryomycetaceae
Exons: 1
Coding region: 307-606 (99 amino acids)
Source: RefSeq, a predicted model, not a curated record
CGGCCAUUGAUACAUUUUCAGCCUUAAAUCUGCGAAAUAGGCAUAUUUCACUUUGGCCCUCACUUCAGGCAUUCCCGCUCUCUAUUCUGGUUCGUUUACCUAUUGCUAUGCAUAUGUGACUCUUUCGUGUCUUCCCUAGCAUCUGUCACAACUGUCACCUGGAAAUGGUGUCCUGCAUAUAAUAAAUGGCAUUGUCGUCCCUUCACCAUUUUCCACCAACAAAUGAAAUCAAAGCCUUAGUCAACUCGGCCCAAACAGUAGGACUUCCACCUGGAGAAACCCAUACAGACCACGAGCCUAUUCCAAAUGCUUUCCAGAUCAUUAAGAAGUACCAGAUUGGUAUUCAAAAGAUUGGAACACACCAACGCUGGUUCCUUCACCAACAAACACAACUUCAACAUAAACCCUCCACCUGUGCACGAAUACUGGAACUACAGAAACGCCAGUGUGUUGCUUGCCUUCAUCCCAGUGUAUUUGAGUAUCGGAUACUUCGCCAAGUAUAUUGGUGCUAACACUGAAGGUUACCAGGGUUUACAAGAGUUUGCUGAUAAUGAAAAGUCACCCUUGAAGGAGCUUAAGUUUGGUGAACCUCAGACUUCGAAAUAACCUUGCAUAGACGGUAUCUAGACAUAGCAGUGGUAUCGGUUCAUAGUAAUUCUACGUUUAUAUUUAUCAAGCUGUAGCUUUCCCAGUAGCUGAAAGUGUGAUGGCCAACACAAAACACAGUUUCUGGCCAGGCCCCAUAGUAAACAAACAAGAU